GCGACAUCGAGGGUCUCGACUGGGGCCGCAUGGGGUCCCAGGCCAUCAACCACGGAGAGGUGAUCGCAUUCCUGAGAUUCUUGGAGGAGGCCCCCAUUGGCCAUCAGCUCGUGCAUGUCACGGACUCGUCUUACUUUCAGAAGAAUGCCGCCAAAGUUGUUCUGGAUUUCUCUCCCGAAUGCCAUCGGAAUGAACGGCGCAGGAUUCGCGUGCUGCUUCGAGCGACGCUGACGGUUAUACUCAAGAUCGAGUCGCACGUGACACCAGAGUUGGCGGCCGAGAGAGAAGUUAGGUCGUUCACACUGGCCGGCAACGAGAG
Molecule: messenger RNA, 319 nt
Organism: Prorocentrum cordatum
Lineage: Eukaryota; Dinophyceae; Prorocentrales; Prorocentraceae
Source: the annotation of a GenBank genome assembly